Messenger RNA from Ciona intestinalis (vase tunicate), 352 nucleotides. Its product is annotated as ovomucoid-like. Lineage: Eukaryota; Metazoa; Chordata; Ascidiacea; Phlebobranchia; Cionidae. The record is from RefSeq and is a predicted model, not a curated record. Gene Ontology annotation, molecular function: protein binding.
UAACAGUCAGAGUGCCAGAAAAAUAACGAACGUUAAAGACCAACAUUUUUUUUGUAAAAUAAUAAAUCGCCCAGAAAGAUGAAGAAAUAUUGUUACGUCAUAAUAAGUGUUUGUUUGUUAGUGAUGUUACUUCAAGUCAACGCAGAUUUGACAUGCAGUGACGUCACAAGUCGCCAUUGUACCCGUGACAGAAGACCGGUUUGUGGGGGUAAUGGAGCGAAGUCGAUAACUUACAGCAACAAGUGCGAAUAUUGCAGAGAACGCCGGGAUGACAAAUCGUGGAAAAUCCUGCACGACGGUGAAUGCUAAAGGAGAGUCUCGCCGAUAAUAAAAUAAAUACGCGCUCGUUUGA